Trachemys scripta elegans is the source of this 858-nucleotide messenger RNA. RefSeq names its product intraflagellar transport 20 (gene IFT20). Gene Ontology annotation, cellular component: intraciliary transport particle B; centrosome; cilium. Gene Ontology annotation, biological process: intraciliary transport; protein localization to cilium; centrosome localization. Lineage: Eukaryota; Metazoa; Chordata; Testudines; Emydidae. The record is from RefSeq and is a predicted model, not a curated record.
CCGGGCUGGGCCACAAACCUCCCGGCUGCAGCGCCCCCCCUGCAACCAGCUUAUUCUACGUUGUAUCCUGAAGCGAGACAGAGAUGGCCAAAGGCAUUCUAGGAGAUGCAAGUGUUCACUUUGAUGAGCUGAAUAAACUACGAAUUUUGGACCCUGAGGUUGCACAGCAAACAAUUGAACUCAAAGAAGAAUGCAAAGCUUUUGUGGACAAAAUUGCCGAGUUUCAGAAAAUAGUGGGUAGCUUAAUAGAACUUGUUGAUCAACUAGCAAAAGCAGCUGAAAAUGAGAAGAUGAAGGCAAUUGGUGCCCGAAACUUGCUAAAGUCUAUAGCGAAGCAAAGAGAAGCACAGCAGCAGCAACUUCAGGCUUUAAUAACUGAGAAGAAAAUGCAGUUGGAAAGAUACCGAGUGGAGUACGAGACCCUGUGUAAAAUAGAAGCUGACCAGAACGAAUUCAUUGACCAAUUCAUUUUUCAGAAAUAAAGGAUUUAAGACCAACAUCCGCUGACUGGGCAAACUUGUACCUUUCCAGUAUCCUGACGAUUCUAAAAUAUGCAGUUUUAUAUUGUGUACCAGUGAGCAAAGCAGUAUGUGUAAAGGCAAAAAAAACCCCAAACAGUUUAACACUAUGUGAACUUACAUUAAAAUGGCAAAAAGGAGGGAUUUUCCAGGGAUGUGUAAAUAAGAAGAGUUCUAACCUGUCUCGUUUUUAAAAAAAAUCUGUAUGGUCCCUGUAGUUUGAUUUCAUUUAAUCUUUGAAUGGACACUACUGUUAUAUUACAUGGAUCAUCCCCACCCCUUUUUUUUUUCUUUAAGUUUACAAUACUUUGGGAAAUCAGGAAAUAAAUUAUUCUUUUUA